AUGGACCGCGAAGCUGUAUCAGGUGGAUCGCAACAAGCUCCAGAAGGAGAAAAAAUAGGGGAAAGCUAUAUGUAUCCGCGGUGUUCGGAGUCGGAGUUUACAUGUGACAGCGGUCAAUGCAUAGACUCUCUCCAGAGAUGUGAUUUUAUUCCUCAUUGCUACGACUCUUCGGAUGAGGUUGAAUGUGUUCUGGAGCUAUCAUCGUCAGCAUUCCAAUGUUUUGAUGGGUCUUUGUUUCCAAGCAAAGUUAACUGUGAUGGAAUGGUCGAUUGCAUCGGCAAAACAAUAGAGGAUGAAGAUCGAUGUGGUUACCUCAAUCAUGAUUUUGCUUGUGACUAUGAGACUGAACUUACUUGUGAUAAUGGCGCAUGCGCACCACUGGCCUCCAUCUGUAUGUAUGAACUCGAUGAAGUUGGUUUCUUCAAUAGCUGCCGUGACGUCACAAAUUUGAAAGAAUGUGAGAAUCACACUUGUCCAUCUUGGACAAUGAAGUGUCCAGACUCUUACUGUAUUCCUCUAAGAUACCGAUGUGAUGGGAAGUUGGAUUGCCCAACAGGGUCUGAUGAACAAGAUUGUGCAACCUCUCCGUAA
This is a messenger RNA of Lytechinus pictus (painted urchin), 591 nucleotides long. Its product is annotated as low-density lipoprotein receptor-related protein 2-like. Gene Ontology annotation, molecular function: protein binding. Gene Ontology annotation, cellular component: plasma membrane. Lineage: Eukaryota; Metazoa; Echinodermata; Echinoidea; Temnopleuroida; Toxopneustidae. The record is from RefSeq and is a predicted model, not a curated record. Bases 1 to 591 code for a protein of 196 amino acids. The transcript has 6 exons.